AAUAACAUCCAUUCAAAUAUUCCUCUAAAUCCUCAGCUGCAUCACAGAAUGAACUGAUACUUACAUCAGGAUUCGCUAAUAUAGAUUCAGUUUUAAAAACGUUUCCAUUUCAGACACAAUGUGAGGAUUUUAAAUCUCCAACUUGAAUCUAAUCAGAGAUAUAGAGAUCAUUUCUUUAAAAAACAGAACAGUCCCAGUAUCUCCGAACCAUGUGGGAGGAGCUGCUGAGUUCGGCUCCUCCUAGGUCCGCAGCUCAGCCAUUAAAGCUGGGAGUCUGCAAGCCGCUCUCAUUCAUCUUUGUGUUUCCACAGAAGAAGAAGACAAAAUGAGUGGCAGAGGAAAGGGAGGCAAAGGACUCGGGAAAGGAGGCGCCAAGCGUCACCGUAAAGUUCUCCGUGAUAACAUCCAGGGAAUCACCAAGCCCGCUAUCCGCCGUCUGGCUCGCCGCGGGGGAGUCAAGCGCAUCUCCGGUCUCAUCUACGAGGAGACCCGCGGUGUGUUGAAGGUGUUCCUGGAGAACGUGAUCCGUGACGCAGUCACCUACACCGAGCACGCCAAGAGGAAGACCGUCACCGCCAUGGAUGUAGUUUACGCUCUGAAGAGGCAGGGCCGCACCCUGUACGGCUUUGGAGGUUAAAUUGCGCCGCUUGGUCCAACUAAACAAAGGUCCUUUUCAGGGCCACCCACCCACUCUUUAAGAAGCUGAUUUCUGUUUAUAUGUUAAUUAAAUUUAAAUUAAGUUCCUUAUUUUAAAGCACAAAUGUUAAACAAUAGAUGUUUAAACAUGUAAAUGUCCAGGAUAUAGAAAACAUAAAUCAAUGAUAAAAAAAAU
This is a messenger RNA of Girardinichthys multiradiatus, 832 nucleotides long. RefSeq names its product histone H4. The transcript has a single exon. Lineage: Eukaryota; Metazoa; Chordata; Actinopteri; Cyprinodontiformes; Goodeidae. Gene Ontology annotation, cellular component: nucleosome. The record is from RefSeq and is a predicted model, not a curated record. Gene Ontology annotation, molecular function: DNA binding; protein heterodimerization activity; structural constituent of chromatin. Gene Ontology annotation, biological process: nucleosome assembly. Bases 326 to 637 code for a protein of 103 amino acids.